AUGUCUGCUGUCACUCCCGAGCCGGGCCUAGAUGCCCUCAAGCUCACUGAGGAGAAGAACGGCACAUCCACAGCGAACGGAAAUGGCGACCUAGAAGCGGGCGACUCCGAUGACGAUGAGGCCGACGAACAACAGGAGGGAGGUGAAGGGGCAGGAGAGGGCGCAGGAAAGAAAAAGAAGAAGAGAAAGCCACGCAAGAAGAAGAAGGCCGGUACAGGCGCAUCAGGCGGCGGCGCAAAGGCACAGACUGCUCCUCCCACGAGGAAAGUGUCAGACCUCUUCCCAGACAACAGCUACCCUAUUGGCGAGGAGGUCGAUUACAAGAACGACAAUGCAUACCGUACGACAAACGAGGAGAAGCGACAUCUUGACCGCAUGAACUCGGACUUCCUCACAGACUACCGGCAAGCCGCAGAGGUGCAUAGAGAAGUGCGAAAGUAUGCACAGAAGGUCAUCAAGCCUGGCAUGACUCUUACAGAAAUUGCCGAGACAAUCGAGAAUGGUACACGGAGCUUGACUGGACACGCUGGACUCGAGGAGGGCGACAACCUGAUUGCAGGCGUGGCAUUUCCCACAGGACUUUCACUCAACCACUGUGCAGCACAUUACACACCAAAUGCCGGCAACAAGAUGGUCCUGCAGCAAGCCGACGUGAUGAAGGUCGACUUCGGUGUACACGUCAACGGGCGAAUCGUAGACAGUGCAUUCACAAUGGCUUUCGAACCACAAUACGACAACCUCCUUGCAUCAGUCAAAGAUGCCACAAACACCGGCAUUAGGCUAGCAGGUAUCGAUGCACGGAUGAGUGAGAUCGGAGAAGGCAUUCAGGAAGCUAUGGAGAGCUACGAGGUCGAGAUCAACGGACAGACGUACCCGGUCAAGGCCAUAAGAAACCUCAAUGGACACACCAUCGGCCACUUCAGCAUCCACGGCGGCAGUGCGGGCAAGAGCGUGCCGAUCGUAAAGGGCGGCUCGAACGAGAAGAUGGAGGAAGGCGAGACCUACGCCAUCGAGACUUUCGGGUCGACAGGCAAGGGUGUUGUUCGCGAUGACAUGGAGACAUCACAUUACGCCCGCAUGCCAGACGCACCAAAGGUCGCGCUACGCGUGGCGAGUGCGAAGACAUUACUCAAGUCGAUUGACAAAAACUUUGGCACGUUACCUUUCUGCCGGAGAUACUUGGAUCGCUUGGGACAUGAGAAGUACCUACUGGGCUUGAACAACUUGGUCCAGAGCGGUAUUGUGCAGGAUUACCCGCCGCUUUGUGAUAUCAAGGGAAGCUAUACUGCGCAAUAUGAGCACACGAUUCUCCUCAGGCCGAAUGUGAAGGAGGUCGUGAGUCGUGGCGAGGACUACUAG
Molecule: messenger RNA, 1359 nt
Organism: Fulvia fulva
Lineage: Eukaryota; Fungi; Ascomycota; Dothideomycetes; Mycosphaerellales; Mycosphaerellaceae
Product: Methionine aminopeptidase 2
Exons: 1
Coding region: 1-1359 (452 amino acids)
Biological process (GO): proteolysis
Molecular function (GO): metalloaminopeptidase activity
Source: RefSeq, a predicted model, not a curated record